Messenger RNA from Nerophis ophidion (straightnose pipefish), 2325 nucleotides. Its product is annotated as gastrula zinc finger protein XlCGF62.1-like. Gene Ontology annotation, biological process: regulation of transcription by RNA polymerase II. The coding region runs from base 196 to 1173 and encodes 325 amino acids. Gene Ontology annotation, molecular function: RNA polymerase II cis-regulatory region sequence-specific DNA binding; DNA-binding transcription factor activity. NCBI's taxonomy places the organism in Eukaryota, Metazoa, Chordata, Actinopteri, Syngnathiformes, Syngnathidae. The transcript is spliced from 2 exons. The record is from RefSeq and is a predicted model, not a curated record.
CAGCUCAUAACAUCACAAUGGUGUUCGACGGAGAAGACGCUGUUUUGGUUCUUAUAGUUUAUCGAUCUUAGUCACAACACAUAUGUCGUUUAAUAGAGUAAACAUCGUAAAUACUUGUUUGUAUCCGGACACAUUAGUCUGAGUGCACUUGGACGCGCUAGCCUGGUUAGCUCAGCUUAUUAGCGGAGUUUGAAGAUGCAAAACGUCCGUGAGGAACAUCUUCUCCCCGAGCAGCAGGGGUGGAGCUUCAGCAUGGUAAAGGAGGAGCCACAGACCUCCCACUUUAAAGAGGAAGAGGAGGAGCACAGCAUCAGUCAGGUGGGAGAGCAUCUCCAAAGGGUUGUGAAGAGUGAAGGUGAUGAGGUCAAAGGUGAGAGAGACCACUGUGGAGGACCACCGGCAGACAUGAGCUUAGCUCCACUAUCAGAUAGUGCCGAGAUGACGUCUCACUCUCCUGACUCUGAUGACGAUGAAGACUGUAAGGAUGCCAACACACCCUUGACAUGUUCUCACUGUGACAAAACCUUCAAAUACCCGAGUAAACUGAUAAGUCACAUGAGAACGCACACCGGAGAAAAACCCUUUUCCUGCUCGGUUUGUGGCAAAGGAUGCGCACAAAAAAACGACUUGAAAGCCCACAUGCAAACUCACACCGGAGUGAAACCUUUCCCAUGUCCGGUCUGCGAUAAAGGAUUUGCACGGAAGUACGUGUUAAAGCACCACAUGGAGUCUCACCCCGCCGUGGAAGAAACCUUCCCCUGUUCAGUCUGCGGUAAAGUCUUCUCGCAUGGCGACUAUUUAAAAAAACACACCAGGACGCACACCGGAGAAAAACCUUUCCCCUGCUCGAUAUGCGGCAAAAGUUUCGGGACCAGUCAGUUCAUGAAGGCUCACAUGAGAACACACACCGGAGAAAAACCCUUUUCCUGCUCAGUCUGCUGGAAAGGUUUCACGCAAAGACAGCACGUGAAAGAACACCAGAGGACGCACACCGGGGAAAAACCUCACGUCUGUUCAGUCUGUGGGAAAGCCUUUGCACGUCGUCACCAUUUGACAGCACACCUGAGGACACACACGGGGGAGAAAGUGUUGAGUUGUGGUGUGUGCGCUGGAAAGUUCUCCUCCAAGUCCCAGUGGAAGAAACACAAGUGUGCUGCUGACGACAACACGUGAAGAAAGAAACUAUAUUACAUAUUUCAUCUUCAAACUCAUACAUUUAUUAUUAUUAUUUUUUUUCAAAUAAUCAUUAACUUUAGAAUUUGAUGCCAGCAACACGUGACAAAGAAGUUGGGAAAGGUGGCAAUAAAUACUGAUAAAGUUGAGGACUGCUCAUCAAACACUUAUUUGCAACAUCCCACAGGUGUGCAGGCUAAUUGGGAACAGGUGGGUGCCAUGAUUGGCUAUAAAAGCAGCUUCCCAGUCUUUCACAAGAAAGGAUGGGGCGAGGUACACCCCUUUGUCCACAACUGUGUGAGCAAAUAGUCAAACAGUUUAAGAACAACCUUUCUCAAAGUGACAUUGCAAGAAAUGUAGGGAUUUCAACAUCUACGCUCCAUAAUAUCAUCAAAAGGUUCAGAGAAUCUGGAGAAAUCACUCCACGUAAGCAGCAUGGCCGGAAACCAACAUUGAAUGACCGUGACCUUCGAUCCCUCAGACCGACAUCAAUCUCUAAAGGAUAUCACCACAUAGGCUCAGGAACACUUCAGAAAACCACUCUCACUAAAUACAGUUGGUCGCUACAUCUGUAAGUGCAAGUUAAAGCUCUACUAUGCAAAGCGAAAGCCAUUUAUCAACAACAUCCAGAAACGCCGCCGGCUUCUCUGGGCCCGAAAUCAUCUAAGAUGGGGUGUAAAAGUGUUCUGUGGUCUGACGAGUCCGCAUUUCAAAUUGUUUUUGGAAAUAUUUGACACAGUGUCAUCCGCACCAAAAGGGAAGCGAACCAUCCAGACUGUUAUAGGCGCAAAGUGUAAAAGCCAGCAUGUGUGAUGGUAUGGGGGUGCAUUAGUGCCCAAGGCAUGGGUAACUUACACAUGUGUGAUGGUAUGGGGGUGUAUUAGUGAACAAGGCAUGGGUAACUUACACAUCUGUGAAGGCACCAUUAAUGCUGAAAGGUACAUACAGGUUUUGGAUCAACAUAUGUUGUCGUCCAAGCAAUGUUAUCAUGGACGCCCCUGCUUAUUUCAGCAAGACAAUCCCAAGCCACAUGUUACAACAGCGUGGGUUCGUAGUUAAAGAGUGCGGGUACUUUCCUGUGAAGGCACCAUUAAAGGGGAACAUUAUCACAAUUUCAGAAGGGUUAAAAACAAUAACAAUCAGUUCCCAGUG